Cygnus olor (mute swan) is the source of this 2389-nucleotide messenger RNA. It is a transcript of the gene TMEM81, whose product is annotated as transmembrane protein 81. Lineage: Eukaryota; Metazoa; Chordata; Aves; Anseriformes; Anatidae. The record is from RefSeq and is a predicted model, not a curated record. The coding region runs from base 1524 to 2321 and encodes 265 amino acids. The transcript has a single exon.
AUUUCCUAAAGUCAGUGGUUAAGUCUUGGCUUUUCCAUGCUUCCUGAUCGUUUAUAUUGUGACGGUGGCUAGGAGUCCCACAACACAGCUCUGGUGCAAAUGUGUUGUACCCUCACCACAGCUGGUGUGUUGUACCUUCACCACAGCUGGUGUGUUGUGUUCCUUUUGUUUCAACUUUGGUUUUUUGUUUUUCUUUUUUCUUUAAUGUGGCAUUUGGUUGCAGUAGUAAAUCUCUAGUGUAAUAAAAAGCCCUGUAUACCUGAGUGCACCUCUGGGACAGCUGUGCUGAAAGGGGAGCUGAGCACAAAGUGUACCGCGUGUAGCUGGCUUAACUGGAUGUGAAACAUAACUGUAUUAGAUCUUCUAAAGUUAUCAUUUUAAUAAAUUAAGGGGUGUUAGAAAAAGAAGCAAGGAUAUUUGUUAGCAAAGCUGUUUAAGAACAGGGCAAUCUAACCCCUUUCUGCAAUCCGUAAUUCAAUUGCUGGUAGAGAGACGAUUGAUUAUUGAACUGGCUUGACCAUAGUUCCAUUACUGCGUCAAAAGAAACAAUUUUGACUUUUUUUCAUGGAGAACUUUUUUAGUAGUGCGUUAUUCUUUUGGGAUGCUUGAAUACUUGGUGAACUAUGUUGGGAUGUUUCCUCUUUAUGCACCCUCCAGCCAUGACAGCGUACAGGAGAUUUUGGUUUUACAAGUUCAUAAACUGGACGUGGAGAUUUUGGCUCCGAGAUCGCUCUUUGGAGUCGGUGGCUGUACGUGACGCAGCGGAUGGGGUUCAGGAGAUGCCCUGAGGUCAGCGCUGUUGAAUCCUAGGCAGAGCCCGUCUAUGACAUCGUCACCUGGGAACGUGAGCGCUCAGAGCAGCUUUGCUGAGCCCUGUGUAGAGAUGGAUGGCAUCAGUGAUACAACUGUGUUCACCUGGCCUUUGAUCCCUGGGUAGUGUGAUGGCACUGAAGUCCAAAUCUCGUUUUCAUGGUCUUGGUCACUUGGGCGUUGCCUUGGAUUUUUGGGAUGUGCAUAUGUGAUAAAACCGCAGGUGCUACCUAAGUCAUGAUGAUUUCCUCGCAGUGAACAGUGCUAUUUUAAAAGUUCCAAUAACGAUUACUUACAUUGUUUUAUAGCUUCAUGAGAAAAUUAAACUGGAACAAUACAGUGGGAAUUCAUUAAAAGAGCAUGUAAAAUCUUAUGGAGAAGGAGGGAGGACUUCAUCUUUUUUAACUUGUCAGAUAGAUCCCAGUUGCUGGAUAAGGCGAAUUUAAACAUUCUGCUCUGAGACCCGGAACUCGGGAUUCAUUCUGACCGACACAGCGAUGUGCUGCAUCUUCUUUAGCAGUGUUACGCUUCAAGCCUGUCUCGUUAGAGGAUAUUCCCUAAUGGAAGGGUUAGGUCUUAAAGGUGAUGCUGGUGGCAUUUCAGAAAUGCUAAGUAUGAAGGCUUACAAAGAGCGAUUUAUUUGAUUAUUAUUAUUUUUUUUACUGCUGAAUUUAUACGGCUUUAGAGAGUAGCAUAUCUGAUUGAUAACUGACAUGAAGACCUUAGGGAACGGAUGCAUCCUUGGGAUGCUAUCUUGUGCUUUCUACCUUCCACUGGCAGCCUCCUUUCAAAAAGUCACCAUCCCGGCAGAGCUGAAGUUGGUGGUAGCUAAAGUCGCUGUGAACGCCACGUCCUGCAGCGUCACCUGCGGGCUGGGCUUCAAGCUGGAGGAGAUGUGCGAGAUCACUCCGGCCGGAGAGAGGAGGAACUGCACCCUGCGCAGGUCCCCGUGCCUCACCACCUGGGGCUGUGGCUUGCUCCACUUCACCGUCCCGGUGGGCAAACCGUUCACGUUCAGCUGCCUGAGCUCGGACACGGUCGACUUCGUUAGCCGAGCCUAUACCUGCACGUGGAGGCUUGCCCCAGGCCUGAUCACCAUGAACGACGUCCUGUUUGGACCUUUCAAAAACCCCGGUUAUGUCGUCCGGUUUUCCCCCACCAGGGAGUCGGACGCGGGGACUUACCGCUGUGAUGUGCGGAUGCUGAAGACGUUCAGGGUCAUCAAGAGAGUCUACUUCGGGGUCAGAGUGAUCCGAAAUGACUUAGUGGAUCUGAACUUUGAGAAGUCCUUGACUCACGAGCAGAAGCUAGCAGCAAACGAGGAGGAAGGAAUCAAAGGAAACAACACCCACACAGAAGUGCAGCAGCACUUCUGGCAAAGAAAAUCAUUUUAUAAAUCCCUGAUAGGAAUUGGAAGCGGAGUGAUAGGAGUUCUCUUACUGAGAGCAGCUCUCCGCUCUUUGCAGAAGACUUUGAGAAGAAGCGAUGCAGAGACACAACCUGAGUUUUAAUGCAAUUGCUGUUCUCUCUUGUUUGUUGUAACAAAUACAGCAAUAUUAGUAUUGAUGCAGCUUUUCAU